This is a messenger RNA of Leishmania mexicana MHOM/GT/2001/U1103, 1950 nucleotides long. RefSeq lists its product as hypothetical. The record is from RefSeq and is a predicted model, not a curated record. The transcript has a single exon. Lineage: Eukaryota; Euglenozoa; Kinetoplastea; Trypanosomatida; Trypanosomatidae. The coding region runs from base 1 to 1950 and encodes 649 amino acids.
AUGCUAUCAGACUACUGGCUUCUCACGGAUCUGGACGGGACGCUGAUCCCCACCCCGCACAAGGCAAACGGCCGGUAUCUCCCCAUCACGCGAAGCCCGUGCUUUGAGCCUAUCAAGCAGUGGCUGAGCAGUGACGGCAACGUGUGCAUCGUCACGACGGCGGACCUGCGGGCGAUCGACCAGGUGUACUACCCGCUGAGAUCGUUUCUCAAGACCUAUCAGGAGUACGUCAAUGAGGCUGCGGCGGCAGGAACUCCGCUAGCGACGGUUGAUGGCAUGACAGCGCAGCCGCCCCGCCGCGGCUGCCUGCUCUUGUCCCUCUACACCGGCGCUGUUCUGUACUGGUGCACAUCCGACUCGAUUAUCAUGCUUCCGGGGUACGCGAGCGCUGUGCACUGCGCCACACGCGAGGCCGUCGAGCUGGCGACUGCCUACCAGGUGCGUAUGUCGCACGCCACCUUGUUUGUGGACGGCAGUGGUAAGCAGCUGCGUCCGCAGCCGGAGGUGUGCGUGCGUGGCACCUGCAUCGAUUCCGCAACCGCCCGCUGCCUGCGGACGCGCGUCGAGGCACUUUAUCUGGAUUUCGUUCGUGACGUACUCUCCGGCAAGGACCCCGCCGUACGCGAGGCAAUGAAGUGGCUCUCGCAGCGCUACCAGAGCAUGUGGGGUGGCCUCUUGCAGUACCUUGAGCUUAUUUACGGAACGGCGGUGCACAACCACCCCACAUCACCGCUACUGCUAGGCACGAUGGCUAAGCAGACACUCUUGUCACUGGCGCAGCAGCCUCCAGCGGACCCUGAAGCUGUGGAGUGGAAGGUGGAGUACCUGCGCUCACGACGGGGCUUCUUGACCGCCGUCGGCAUCCUCCGCGUCGAGUACGUCGACUCACAUUUGUGCUACACUGGGGACGACAAAGGCACGCCGCAGCGGGGGUCGAACCAGCAUGCCGAGACUCAGACGAAGGCGGCGGAGCGUGCACAGCUCGUCUCCUACGCAGCUCAGGUGCUGCUGGCUGAUCUGCCCGCGACGGCUGCGCCGAAGCUGGCGGCUGCAACGGCGACGAUGGCGAGCUUCUUGGUCGACCUCCUCGCUCCCAGUGCGAGGCAUUUUCAGCGGCAGAUGCGUGAUGCUACGCUCCCUGUGACGGAGCUGGCACCAGCGUCCCCCUCGUCCACCUUGCCUGCAUCGUCGGAAGGUGCGGCCAACAUUGCACAGGUGAUACUGCUCGGCCUGCCACUACGUCUCUUCUCCAAGUACUUCCGGUCUCACGUGGCGGAGCUGGUGCGCGGUGGCGUGAACCCCAUGCCGCAGCCAAACAGCGUCGUCUUCUCCAAGAUUGGUGUGAGCAAGUCCACGGCACUGCGCUACCUACUGGGCAGGGACCGGGUCGCUCCUGUUGAGGACUGGCAGCUGCACUUCACCGAAGCCACCCCAAGCCCCAAAGUGGGCCCGGCAAGUCAAGCAAUCAACUUCGCCGGGUGCGUCGGGCGCUAUUACGGCAUCGCCAUGGGUGACAACCCGCAAUCCACCGACUACGAGCUGACGGUGUUCCGAGAUCUGCCGUUUCUAUCUGUGGAGGAGGAGUCUCAGCGGGUGGAACGGCAGCGACGCAUUCUUCGACGACUGCAGCGUACACAGUCCAUCGAGAGCCGUGGCGGCCAGCCGUUGAUGCCAGAUGGCAGCCAGGCGCCGUCCUACGCGGAGCUCGUCAGCAGCCUGCACCGCAGCGGACCCAUGAUGGACGACCGUCUUUUUCGAAACAUCAACUACGUUGGUGGUGAGGAAGAGGGCACGGCGCUGUUUCUUGCCGCACUGCUCCACUACGCCAAGGGAGCGCGUACGAGCAAAAAGGGCCAGUUGACGACGGCGGAGUUCCGCGGUGCUGUCAGCAAAGCACAAGAGACAAGUCGCGAUCAGGUGAUGCACCGCACACCCCCUGCGAAGCUUUAG